This is a messenger RNA of Malurus melanocephalus (red-backed fairy wren), 2875 nucleotides long. RefSeq names its product POP5 homolog, ribonuclease P/MRP subunit (gene POP5). Gene Ontology annotation, molecular function: ribonuclease P RNA binding. The transcript is spliced from 5 exons. The record is from RefSeq and is a predicted model, not a curated record. Gene Ontology annotation, cellular component: ribonuclease P complex. NCBI's taxonomy places the organism in Eukaryota, Metazoa, Chordata, Aves, Passeriformes, Maluridae. Gene Ontology annotation, biological process: tRNA 5'-leader removal. The coding region runs from base 34 to 534 and encodes 166 amino acids.
CGCCGUCCGUCCGGGCCGCGCGCUGCCGCCGCCAUGGUUCGCUUCAAGAACAGGUACGUGCUGUGCGAGGUGGUCUCGGAGGACCCGCGGUGCCGGCAGUGCAUCGAGGACCGCGCGCUGCAGCUCGCCGUCAGGGACGCCAUUACUCGCGUGCACGGCGACUACGGCCUGGCGUGCUGCUCCAUCUCCUUCACAGUGAAGUACCUCAACGCCUAUACCGGGACGGUGCUGCUGCGGUGCCGCAAGGAUUCGUACCGGCUGCUGUGCUCCGCGCUGCCCUUCGUGCGCUACCUGGAGAGCCGCGCCCAGCGCUACCCCUGCUUCCUUAACACCCUGCACGUCGGAGGUACCAUAAGAACAUGUCAGAAAUUUCUGAUUCAGUAUAACAGAACACAGCUGCUGAGGUURUUGCAAAACUGUACAAAUGAAGAGGAAAGACAAUGUAUACAGAAGUCCUUGUUGAGCUGUUCCCUUACAGAAGAGCAGUCUCACAGUGCAGAUGAGGAGGAGGAUGAUGGCACAGAGACAGACUGAAUGUCACUUGAUCCUCUUCACCUCCAUUCUGUACUUGUUAAGAUGUGACUGGUUAUCUUGAGUGUUAAGCAGUGCAGGGGACAGGAAAAGCAUUUGUUCAUAUUUAGACUUAAUUUGCCAUUCCAAAUGUUCUUAUAUUUAAAAAAAAUAAAACAUAGUUUCACRUAAGUAGGCUACUUGCCUGUUUUCACUGCUGGAGUCAAAACCACCUGCACUCCCCUAAGGAGUGUAGCAGUGCAACAUGUUCUUCAUGCUGAGGUAGAAGUGAGCUUUAGGCAGUUGGCACAGACAAGGAAUGUAGUUUUUUUCCUUCACCAUACAAAAAGCAUUUACAGCAGCUUUUCACCUUAUCUUUAAGUGCACUGUUAGCCACAGGGCCAUCCAUUGUUUUGAGCCAGAAAUGCACCAGUUGUGUACAGAGGAGCAGAGAGUACAGGGAAUGUAUAGCAGAGCUGUGAGGCUCAACUCCAUCCCCCCCAUUAUAAAACUCAUUGGUACAAAUACUGCUUAGAUAUUUAUUAAGUUUACACCAAUCAGUUACAGGAAAGUAGCAUUGCUGGUAUUAUCUCGAAUCCAUAGGAAAACAAGAUACAAUUGACGAUGCUGUCCCUAUGGAGACUGCCCCUCCAGCAGGGACAGCCUGCCUUGCCUGCAUCAUUUCCCUUAUCCUAGUGCCUGUGCAUGUGGAGGUGAGUUACACCAGCUCCAGCUAUUCUCUCUUCCCAAUGCAAAGUAAAGUUGACUAUAAAUGUGCAGAGAUAAUWGAACACAACAGAUACUGGUUAGACACUUAAAUAAUUACUCCUGUUCCAUGGCUUAAAAUGACUUGCUGUGAACACAGUUAACUGCACAGUUGAAUCUCUCUUGGUUGCUUUCUCUGCCCUCACCAAUUGUUUUCCAAUAUGCAUUUAAGGUAUUGACAGCAAGACGUGUUACCACGUUCAGGCAUCUUGUCUUAGUUUCUUUGCAGUCCCUUGACAAGCUGUACUGUCUUUCCAUCAAGUGGGGUUAGUUGUGACCAAGCRUGAAGUCAAGCUGCUUUCAAAGAAUGUUUUGCAGGUGUUUCCCCUAUCCUCCCGUAGCAGUUGGAAGCAUUCUUUACCUCCCCCCUCUCCUUUCUGGUAUACAGCCCCAUGUGCCRUGUACUCUUUGGUACCAGUUUCCCUUGAGGCACAUGUGUGGAGCCUGUUGCUUUGAAAUCAAGCACCCAUGUACUGACAUCAGCUUUUUUAACAGGGACACAACCACUGACUGCUAGUGGUGCUGGAAUAGCUAACUYCAGGCACCUCAAACACACAGUUCCAUGCUCAGAUCUGUCUCACUGUCAGAGGGACAGAGCACACUAAAACCUGUGCAAGUGAGGCUGAAGACAGUGGAAGACACGUCAGUCUCACACUGUAAGUUAAGUGGUACUUCAUACCACGGCCCUGGGAUUAAUUCUGUCAGCAGGAAGGUAAAAUUUGAAUUUGUGCAAUGAAGUUUCACAGGGCUUCACACUGCUAUGGCAGUUCAGCUACAGCUGAGGAAGGGUGCAGUACUGYAAGUGYGUGUGCAUAUGAUUUAUUACAACUGKUGGCCUCGACUGGUACAUUACACCUAGAGUUCAUUUUAUUUAACAAAAUCCACACCACUUAACUCAUUAGCUCAAAUCAAACCACAAGCAGUGCAGAAUGUGACCACYCGAAGAAAGAGCAGGGAGGGGUCCAGAAGAGACAUGUCUGUAGCACAGAUCAACUUAAAUCCCAGAACCAAGCAGAUACAGGCCCUUAUCCCAAUACAAGAGAACCCCAGUUUCUUCUUCUACCCCAGCUGAGGUAUAAAAGUUAUCUACAGACUUUAGUUAUCAGUUGUUGUUCCAACUCAAGARCAGCCAGUGUCAAACCAUCAUUCAGGUGAUUAUAGGGAGCCCUAGGGGAGAGUGUUUAUUCUAGAUGAUCGGGUUAAAAAGAMUGUGUAGCCCAUGGUUGGCAAAAACAAAAAUAAGCAGCCUCACUCACCCACGUUAAAACAGAGCUGAACAACUGUGAGAAGCCAGGAGGUUCCUUCUACCACUAGUGCCAGUUUGCAUUUGGAACUACACAAAUCAUCRAGCCACUUAAAAAUGAAGUAGCCAAAUUCUGCUUUACACUCACCUCAACUUUAUCUUUCUAAGCCAGGAGAACAGGAGAAAUUCUUGCUCUUUAGAAAAAGAACAGAUAUAGCAGCUAACACUCUAAAGCCAGUAAGCUCUUUUGCCUGUUUCCAGUGCAGCCAAAACCAGUUUCUCAAGAAAGCAGUUUGACAGCUUUACUGUAACAGCACUCCUGUCAGUCAGAUGGACUUCUGCYCAUGAAUAAUUAAA